UCUACAAAUAGCUAGAACUGUAUCUGUAACGUUAGUUACAAUGACAUUUGUGAUUGGUGUGUUUGUCUUAUUGGGAGUUUAUUUCCAACUUCGGCAUUCUCAGUGUCAGUGUGGUCCUGAAAAGAUAUUGGAAGCACUUCCCUUAAAAAGUGUUCAACAUGAGCCGAAGACCAUUCAUUAUGACCCAGAUUCUUUUCUGGCUGUUGCUAGUCGGUCUAAUUCAUUUAAAACGAUUAAUCCUGCCUCUCUUCGUCUUAAACUUGAUGAAAACAUUGGGAAAAGGAUAAGAAAGAACCACAAAGCUAGAGUAAACUGUAUUAUAGAGAAGAAGAAAGCCGUGGAAGUAAUUGCUCAGAAAUCUAAAACGAUUACGACGCCGUUAGGUAAUAGAACUACUGACCCACGUAUGAUGCACACAACUGGCGAAAAAAUGGUGUUUUUCUGCCAGAGUGACGUUCGCAGAUCACAUAAACCAAUGGUGAAUGAGGUAACAGAAGUCCUGUCAAGAUCUCGAAGAGCCACUAUCGGUGCGUGUAUCUGCGAUUGCUUUUGUUAAAGAUAACAAUUUUCUUACCUUCAAAAAAUCUUAACACAUAUAUAUCAUUUCCUUGCAUCUUUAUAAUCUCUAGAAGACGGAAGGCUACCGUUAGUCAACA
This is a messenger RNA of Limulus polyphemus (Atlantic horseshoe crab), 656 nucleotides long. RefSeq lists its product as uncharacterized. Bases 41 to 556 code for a protein of 171 amino acids. The transcript is spliced from 5 exons. NCBI's taxonomy places the organism in Eukaryota, Metazoa, Arthropoda, Merostomata, Xiphosura, Limulidae. The record is from RefSeq and is a predicted model, not a curated record.